AUGGCUAUUCCUCAACUGCUUCUGUCUGAUUCGAAGGCUGCAAGGAAUGUGAAGGAAGGUGGAGAGCUUAUGGGAAUUGAUAUGGUCAUGGUUCAUGAAAAGGUAUCGUCAAUUGAACUGCCGCAUUUAGAUCUAAUUCGACAAUCCUUGAGAAGAAAGAGAAGAAAAACAUGGCAGGAGGUGCUGAUUCUGCUCAAUAUCGAAGGCUGUGUUACCGUCUGGCGUGACUACCACGGUGAUGUCUUCGCCGCUCAAGCUGAACGCUUCUUCUCCAAGCUCAUCGAGAAAGAGUAUGCAUUACUUGAUGAGAUGACUGACUUUGGGUACCCUCAGUAUAUGGAAGCAAGAAUCCUCAACGAAUUCAUCAAGACUGAUGUAUAUAGAAUGGAAGUUACACAAAGACCUCCUAUGGCUGUCACAAGUUCUCUCUUGAAGGAGAUAAGGGAUACAAUACAAUAG
This is a messenger RNA of Brassica oleracea var. oleracea, 459 nucleotides long. Its product is annotated as AP-1 complex subunit mu-2-like. The record is from RefSeq and is a predicted model, not a curated record. Bases 1 to 459 code for a protein of 152 amino acids. The transcript is spliced from 4 exons. Lineage: Eukaryota; Viridiplantae; Streptophyta; Magnoliopsida; Brassicales; Brassicaceae.